AUCGUUACAUAACAUAACCUUUUGUGACUUGUAAACAGCUCAUUAAUAAUGCCAAAAAAGUGCAGCGUCCCACAAUGUAAAAAUAUCGUGAAAUUUAAAUUUCCAAAAAAUGUUUGUACCCGUUUGAAGUGGUUAACGGCAAUAGGAAGAGAAGCUUUUGUUCCUAAAGCAAAUGACGGCAUUUGUAUAAAUCAUUUUUCCCCCGAAAGUAUCAUUACAGAAAGUUACAGAGGAGGAUACAAGUUGACAAACAUUCAGUUGAAACGGGGUACUGUUCCUACAAUAAUUGAUCUGAAAUCAUCAACAAAAGACAGUGGUGGAUGUGAUAUAUCUGACAAGAGCGUUAUUUAUAAUGAUACACAUUUACAAGACAAAAGUUGUACCAAAGAUGUUGUUUUUCCAGCGUUACUUGAUGAUCGUGAAUGUAGAGAUAAUACUAACGCUACUACAACAGAUGUAAAAGUGUAUAAAAAAGAAAUUGAUGAAAACAGUACUUAUGAAAUUUUUGAAGAAAAUGACUACAAAAUCAGUAAUGAUCAGAUUCAUGACGAAGAAAACUUUAUUGUGAAAGUGAAUAAGCCCAGGUACAACAUAGAUGACUUCAGAGACCCUAGUACUUCCAAAUCAUUUUUGCAUUUUUGUGGUCUGGAAAAUCAUGAAAAAUUUAUGAACGUGUUUUACUCUCUGCAACCAGCUUUGUUUAAUCUGAAGCUUGAACCGCAUUCAGUACAUGGACUAAGUGAACGUAACCAGCUGUUUUUAGUGCUUUGGAAGUUGAGACUGUACGCAGCUGACAUUGAAUUGGCAAAUCACUUUAAUAUAAGUGAACAAUCUGUACAAAAAAUAUUUAUAUCAUGGAUUUUAUUCAUGUCAAAAACAUGGAGAAUGAUUGGUACCUGGCCUAGCCAACAGAUGAUUGAUUUUUACAUGCCAGAAACUUUCAAAAAAAAUGUUCCUAAAGUGAGAGUAACCUUAGAUGCAACAGAAAUUAAAACUGAGGCACCUAGUCAGCCAAUUCAUAAACAGUCAUCGUUGAUUACCUAUAAAAAUGCAAAUACCUUUAAGAUAAUAGGAGGUACGACUCCGGGGGGAAUGAUUUCUCAUUCUUCUUCAGCCUGCAGUGGAUCAACUGAUGACCAACAAACUGUAGACAGAAUGAGAAUUAUUGAUAAAUUUAAAAAAAAAGAUGAAAUUUUACCUAAUAAGAGGAUAGUGGUACGGGACAUUUUCGCUCCUUAUGGUGUCAAAAUUUUGACUCCUAUACCUUUGGUCUCAGUACCACAUGAAAAAGUGGGAAUAUCCAUUGGUUAUUUUAGGCUCUGGAUGAUAUAA
Molecule: messenger RNA, 1332 nt
Organism: Copidosoma floridanum
Lineage: Eukaryota; Metazoa; Arthropoda; Insecta; Hymenoptera; Encyrtidae
Source: RefSeq, a predicted model, not a curated record